Messenger RNA from Sipha flava (yellow sugarcane aphid), 1748 nucleotides. RefSeq lists its product as uncharacterized. The record is from RefSeq and is a predicted model, not a curated record. NCBI's taxonomy places the organism in Eukaryota, Metazoa, Arthropoda, Insecta, Hemiptera, Aphididae. The transcript is spliced from 2 exons. Bases 138 to 1664 code for a protein of 508 amino acids.
UUGAGUGUUGUCGACUUGUUGAUAAUCGUCAAUAUAAUAUUUUACAAUUUUAGGAAAGUAAUCUAUUAAAAUGCCUAAGCGAAGGUGCGUAUUUACUCCCAGCUUGAAAGUUGAAUUUCCGUAUUUAAGAGAUAGUGAUGAAAUCGGAAAAGUUUUAUGUAUUGUAUGUAAAUCAGUUUUUUUCAAUAGAAAACGGUGGUCGUUCAGAUAUAACACAACAUGUUAAACAAAAGAAACAUUUAUUGGCCGUAUCAAGCAGUUCUUCAAAUAAGGUAACGAAUUUUUUCACUAAUGUACAGUCAACAAAUGAAAGCAAACGUAUUGCGGCGGAAGAGGGUCUUUUUGCAUAUCAUACUAUCAUACACAAUCAUUCAUUCAGGUCUAUGGAUUGUACAACAUCAAUUAUAAAAAAAAUUUACGAAAAAAAAUUUUCGUGUGCUCGUACAAAAUGUGAAUCUAUAAUUGUGAAUGUAAUAGCUCCUUUUGCCAUUCAACAGAUGUUAGAUGAACUAAAAUCCGUUAAAUUUUUAACAAUUAUGGUGGACACAUCAAACCAUAAAAAUUUAAAACUGGUUCCAAUUCUGAUUCGGUAUUUUAACCCCCAAGAAGGGGUAAAAAUUAAAGUGUUAGAAUUUAUGAAUUUAAAAGGAGAAACAUCAAAUAUUUUAUCAGAUUACAUACUGAAUGUUUUAAAAAAAUAUAGUUUAUUAAAUAAUGUUGUUGCAUUUUCGGGUGACAACUGCAAUACAAAUUUUGGUGGCGUCUCGAGAAAAGGCACAAAUAACGUUUUUGCAAUUCUAAAUGAAAAAUUAAAAAGAAAUAUUUCCGGUAUUGGCUGUGCUGCUCAUAUUCUGCACAAUGCUAUGCAUAGUAGUGCUGAUAUUUUGCCAACUGACAUUGAACUCAUAAUUAAUAAAAUAUUUCAGUAUUUUCAUAUUUAUACAGUUCGUAUAGAAAAAUUGAAGGAUUUUUGUGAUUUUGUUAGUAUUGAGUACAAAAAUAUUUUAGGAUCUGUAAAAACGCGUUGGUUAUCUUUACAGCCAGCUGUUUCUAGAAUAAUAGAUUUAUAUCCUGCAUUGAAAUCAUAUUUUAUGUCACAAGAAAAGUGUCCUACAGUUUUAAGAACUUUUUUUAAUGAUCCUAUAUCCAUGGCAUGGUUAUAUUUUGUACAAAGUCAGUUGAAGGUGGUAUGUGAUACAAUAAAAAGGAUAGAAGGUGAUCAUAUAUCAGCAGGCGAGGUGUAUGAAGAAAUUGAAGUGUUAUGUGGUAAAAUAAAAAAUCGGAAAAAUCAACAUUUUUUUACAUCAGAGCUAGCUCAACUUAUUUCAGAUCUUGAAAAGAACAAACUGUACAGUGAAAAAAAGUUUAUUGAGAUAACUGAUGAGUUUUAUGACACGUUUUUAUCGUACGUGGAAAAAUGGGGAUAUCAUUUUGAACCACUAAAAGUUUUUCGUUGGAUUCAUAUACUAGAUUUUCCAAUUUGGAGUGACAUUCAAGAAAGUUUUAAAUAUAUUAUUAAGAAUAAUCCAACAUUGAAAUUCGAUGAAGAUGAACUUUUUGACGAAUUUAAUCAUGUGAUUAAUGUAAUGAAGGUUAAAAUGCAAAACUGGAAAAAUGGUUCAAAAACCAAAGAUAGAGUAUUCGAUGGCUAUUCCAGGUACUAACGCGUCGGUAGAAAGAAUAUUUUCAAUUACAAAUGUUUUAUGGACAGAUGAGAAAAAUCGAUUUCUUGUGGACACAAUUAGAUC